This is a messenger RNA of Leptosomus discolor (cuckoo roller), 800 nucleotides long. The record is from RefSeq and is a predicted model, not a curated record. NCBI's taxonomy places the organism in Eukaryota, Metazoa, Chordata, Aves, Leptosomiformes, Leptosomidae.
GGCUGGAGUCUGGAUUUUGCACCAUCCCUCGUGUCCCUCGCUUGGAAAAGCCCCAAGAAAGUGCCUUCCCUGGGGAAGCAGAGCUGAAGCGCUCAGACUCCCUGCUUUCCUUCCGCCUGGACUUGGGGCCCUCCCUGAUGAGUGAGCUCCUCCAGGUGAUGAGCUUCUCCGAAACCAACGGGAGUGAAGUGGGAGAGGAUGGCCCAGACCUCCCAUGUGGUGAGGGGACCAAGGAUGGGGUCCCUCCAGCACUGGGUGCAUCCCACGGAGAGGACAACACAAUGUUCAGCUUCUGGGACCGCUCCGGGCAGAGCAGCCUGUCAGGGGCCAGCUCACUGCCAGGACUGUCAGUCCAUGCCAACGGAGAAGCACACGCCAUCGAGGGCACUGGAGAGGACCCUGCCUGGGCUUCAGGGCCGGUGGCAGCACCCAGAGGGACCCCAUGGCAGGGGCACUGGAAUGAGUGCACCAUCGAGGCGGGAGAGUUUGACCGGGCGGCUCAGGUCCUGGCCCGCCAUUAUGGUGGGACCAGCACCCCGCGGAGCUCAGAGAAGAGUGAGGGUCCCCGGCAGGCCCGGACGCAGACCCUGUGGGAGAGCCCCAGCAGCAGCUUGUGGCGGUCGCAAGUGACAGGGGAGAGCCAGUCCCCCGAGGCCACCUGGAACCAAGAAGAGGAGGAGGAGGAGGAGGCCAAGCUUUCCAGCCUGCAGGAGGGGUAUGCUGGUGCCCGGGGGGGCCGCAGCAAUUCCUUUGAGUAUGCCGAGGAGGAGGAGGAGGAGGAUGAUGAAGUCAAGGUGUGA